Messenger RNA from Paramecium sonneborni, 6563 nucleotides. The record is from the annotation of a GenBank genome assembly. Lineage: Eukaryota; Ciliophora; Oligohymenophorea; Peniculida; Parameciidae.
AUGUACAGAAAUUAUGAUCCAACUGCUUCGCCUGCACUUUCUCAUUAAUCAUAUGAUGAUUAAGAUUAAAAAAUAAAAAAACUACUUAGAGCUAAUGAUAAACUUGUAAAGAAUCAAUUCAUUAUUAGAAUGCUGUUGUUAGAGAAGCACUAGCUGAAAAUGAAUAGCUUAAGGGAAACAUAGAUGUCUUAUACAAAGAAAAUAAAGAUCUUAAUUAAAUUAAUAUUGAUUUAUGUGAAUAGCUUGAAAAAAUAAAAAGAAAUACAAGAUAGCAUUCUAUUCAUGAUAAGACCAUUAAUGAUUAUGAAUAAGAAAUUACAUAACUCAAAUUAUUAUUAUAAGAAAAAUAAAAAGAGGUUAAUUCUUUUAAAAUUAGAUAUAAUGAAGACUUAUAAAUCAAGUUGGAUAUUGUUGAUAAAAGUACUAAUGUAUGUUAUAAUAUUUAAUAUUAUAGUCUAAUAAAUUGAAGUAAUUAGAAGAAUAAAAUUAAUAAUUGAUAUAAGAAUUAGAUUUGAUAACUAAAAGACUCUUAGAAAGAGAUAAUUCUUAAGGAAAUGUUGAUUUUGAAGAAUUAUUAAGAGAAAGAGAUUAAGAAAUUGAAAUACUUACUUAAUAAAUUAUACAAAUUUCAAAUUCUAAAUAAGUUAAAUAAUUUGAUCCAAACAGUGAAAAAAAACAAAUAACUGAAACUGAGGAAUAUUAUGGUUAAAUAAUUAAAGAAUUAUAGUAGAAAAUUGAAUAAUUAAGAAUAAUUAUUAUUGAAAAAGAUGAUUAAUUAGGUUAAGGUUAAAAUUAACAUUUAUUGAUUGAGAUGGAAACGUUGUAAGUUUAAUUGAUAUAAUAUAAAAUUGAAAUUGAAGAACAUAAAACAAGAAUGUUAUAUAUUUAGAAUGAAUUAUCAGAAAAAGACCAUUUGAUUGAGGAUUUAUAAAAAAUAAUAAAAGACUUAACAAAUAAAAUUUAAAAUACUUAGAAAAAUGAUAAUUAAAAUCUAACUCCUAAAAAUCAAAAUAAAAGUCCUAGUAAUCCUUUUAAUUAGAAUUAAAAAGAUCCUAAUAAAAAUUAGAGAAAUCCUGAUGAAGCAAACAAAAAUUAAAAAGAUUAAAAUCCAUUUGAAGAUGAAGAUGAAAAUCCAAUUCCAGGAAAAUAGAAAAAGAAAAAUGCUUUGGAAGGUGCUAAAUAAUUAAAAAUAGAGGAUGAUAUUGUUGAUUAAGAUGAUGAUGCUCCAAAGAAAUAGAAAAAGAAACAUAUUUUAGAAGGUGCAAAAAAAUUAACUGAUGAAGAAUAAACAAAAGAUCUAUAAAAAAUUAUUGAAAAUCUGAAAGCUGAAAAUUAACGACUUUAGUAGGAAUUAAAUAAAACAAUGAUUAAAUUGAAUUAAUAAGAAACACUUUUGAAUGAAUAAGAAAAGUAAUUAAGUAUAUUAGAAUUAAAAGAAAAGGAAAUAAAAUAAUUAAAAGAUUAAUUAAGUAAAAAAUAAAAAUUAGAAUAAGAAAAUAAAUAAUUAUAAAAAUAAGUAGAAGAUUUAGAAUAGAAAAUUUCAGAUUUAACGAUAGAAAUUGAUAAUUUUGAGUCAGAUAGUAGAUUAAAUUAAAAAAAUUAAUAAAAGAAAGAAGCUGAGUAUUAAAAAGCCCUUUAAAAAUUAAAAGAUGAAUUAUUAUCUAAUCAAAAGAAGAUGGAAUAAAUUAACAAAUAAAUGCACGAUGAAACUAGUUUUUUUGAAGAUUAAAUGAAAGAGCUAUAAGAUUCUCUUAAAGUAAAAGAUUAAGAAGUUAGAAAACUUCAAGAAUAAAUUAAAGAAACUUCAAAAACUUUAGAGAAGAGUUCUACUCAAAAUGAUUAAAUUGAAAAGAUGCAUCAAGAAGCUCAUUCUUAAUCUUAACAUUUAGAAGAAUUAGAAUAAAAAAUCUUAUAACAAGAAUAUGAUAUUAAAACUAAAGAAUAAGAAAUCAAGAAAUUAAAAGAAAAAAAUAGGGAUUUAUAAUUAUACUAAUUAAAAUUAAAAGAUUAUGAAGAAAACAUAAAUUCAUUAAAAGAAGAAAUUGAAAGACUUAAUUCUAUUGAUAAAUAGUAAUAGGAAAAUAUUUAUAAAUUAGAGUAGAAUAAUAAAACUAAAGAUUACUAAUUAUAGAAGUAUUAAGAAUAAACUAAAGAAAUGACAAAUAAAGUUAAGGAAUUAAAUGAAGAAAAAACAAAUGAAAUUAGAAAAUUCAUAGUUUAAAAUGAAGAAUUAUAAGAGUAGGUUAGAAAUUUUGAAGUUGAAACCAAAAAAUUAUAGAGCAAUAUUUAAGGCAAUUAAAGAACUCCAGAAAGAGCUACAAAAUUAUAAUAAGAAUUAGAUGAUUUAUAUGAUAAAUUAAAUUAAUAAAUAGGAGAAAAUGGAGAACUUAAAAUUUAAAUUUAGAAUAUAUAAACAUAAAUUAAAAUUAAAGAUUAAGAAAUUAAAAAACUUAAAGAUAAAUUAUCAGAGAAUUAAUAAAAUUAAAAUAGAGAAGAUGAAUUAAAUAAAGAAAUUCAAGAUUUAAAUUAAUAAAUUAGUAAACAUGAAUAAAAUAGCAAAAUUUCUUAAGAUUUAAUUAAUAAAUUAGAAAAUUAAGUAAAAUAACAAGUUUAACAGUUGAAAAAAAAUGAGCUUGAAAAAGAAACUUUGAAAGAUAAUGUUACUAAAUUGGAAAAUUAGAUUGAAGAAUUAGAAGCAUAACAAAUAUAAAUUCAAUAGUAAGAUAAAUAAAAUAAAGAAGCAAUAAAAAAAUUAGAAAAUCAAUUAAAAUAAAAAGAGCGUGAAUUAAUAAAGUUAUAAGAUGAAAAUAAGUUAUAAAUUGAAAAGAUUUAAAGUUUGGAGAAAUUGAUAGAAUAAAUUAAUGAUUAAUUUCAUACAACUUAAUAAUAAUUAAAUGAAACUCAAUUGAAAUUUUAAUUAGCAAUAAGAGAAAAAGAUUUUGAAAUUAAUAAAUUGAAAUAAUAAUUAGGAAAUUAGAAAUCAUCAGAAAUUUAAUCAGAAAUUGAUUAAUUACAUGAAUAAAUAAUUAAGAAAGAAACAGAAUUAAUAAAAGUAAGAGAAGAUACAUUAGAUUUUUAAUAAAAAAUCAGAAAUUAUGAAUUAGAUUUCAAGAAACUCUAAGAAACAAUUAAAGAAUAUUAAAAAAAGCAAGAGAGAUUUUCUUAACUUGAAAUAUAAAUCAAUGAACUAAAAGUAAAAGAUGAAACUAAUUAAGUUUAAAUAGAUGAUCAAAAAUAAACAAUUAAUAAUUUAAAUGCAGUUAUAUAAUCAAAAGAUUAAACAAUUAAAAAAUUAUAAGAAUAACUAAGGGAAUUUACCAAAAAAGGAGAUUAAUUAAUCCCUAUAUAAACAAAAUUGAUUGAAACUGAACAGUAAUUACAUGAGAAUUUGGAAAAAGAAAAAAUAAAUGAAGAAAAAAUUAAAUCUUUAGAAUAAUAAAUCUUAUUGAGAGAUUAAGAAAUUAAAAAAUUAAAAGAUUAAAUAAAAGAAAUAUAAAAAGAUCAUGAAAAAGCAUAGGUUAAAUUAAUAGAAAAGGAAGAUUUGCAUUAAAAAUUAAUAGAACAAUAAAAUAAAAUUGAAGAUUUAGAAAAUCAAAUUGAAGAAUAAAAUAAAGAAAUCAAAAAGAAAUCGUAAGAAUAUUAAAUAUUAUAAGAAAAAGCUUAAUAAUUUAAAAAGUUAGAAGAGAAAUAUAAAAAAUAGUAAAAUAUAAUUGAGGAACAGAAAUAAAAUUAAGAAUUACUUGAAAAUAAAAUAAAGUCAAUAGAAGAGUAACUAUAAAUAAUUGAAGAUGAAAAAACAAGUUUAGAAAAAUAGGUUGAAUAGUUAAAAAAGAAAUUAGAGGAAGAAAAAAAAUAAUAUGAAAAUAAAUUAAAUUAAUAAGCAAAAAUAAAAGAUGAAAUUAUAACAAAAUUAAAAGAGAAAAUAUCAGUGUUAGAAAAGUUAGAAACUUAAUAUUAGGAUUUUUCUUAAGAGUUUGAAGAUUUAAAAGAAGAGUAGAAAUAAAGAAAGAACAAUGAAUCGAAACUUCAAUCAGAAAACAGUAAUAUUCUAAAAUAAAUUAAAUAACUUUAAUAAUAGAUGAAAUAGUUACAAGAAAAGUUGAUAUUAGAAGAAGAAGCAAAUAAAAUAUUAUAAAAUGAAAUAGAAUAAACUAAUUUAAAUAUCAAAGUUAAGGAUGAAAUUAUUUAAAAACUUUAAGAAUAGAUUAAAAAAAUAGAGAAUUCUGUAAAAGAGAAAAAAGAAGAGAUCAAAAAAAUCCAAUAAGAAAAAUCAGAAAGAAAUAGUUAAAUAUCAUAAAUGGAUUUGAUUGAUAGAGAGAAAGAAGAGUUAAAUGAUUAAAUAAAAUAAAAAGAAAAAGUAGAAGAAUAGUUAAAAUAAACUAUAAAUACACUUUAGUAAUAAAUAUCUAAACUAACUAAAUAAGUUCAACAAUUAUCUUAAGAAAAAAUAGAUCUUUAGCAAAAAAUAGUCUAAUUAGCUGACAUAUAGAAUCAAAUUAAGAUUAAAGAAAUAGAAAUUUAAAGACUAGUGUAAAUUGAAAAUGAUUAUACUAAAUAAAAAGAAAAAGUUAAAACUUUAGAUAAAACUGUAAAUGAUCAAAAUUAAAAAAUUAAAAUAUUCCAAGAAUAUGAGAAAUAAACAACUGAAUAAAUUAUUAAUAUAGAGAAAGAUUUAAAUGAGAAAUAAGAAAAUAUUUAAAUUAUGGAAUAAGAAAUAACCAAAUUAAAGAAAUAAAUAGAAGAUUAUUAAAAGUAAAUAACCAAGAUUACUAAAGAGAAAGAAAAUAUUAAUUAAAAAGUGAAAUCAUCAGAGACAAAUUAAUAGAAGAAGAUUGAUAAAUUGGAGGAUGAAAAAGUAGAAUUAUUAAAUGAUAAACAAUCAUUAAAUACAUAAAUAGAAGAUUUAUUAAAUCAAAUUAGAGAACUUUAAAAUAAUUUGGAUAAAUUAAAGAAAGUUGAAAAAGAAAAAGAAGAAAUAAAAAAAGCAAGUAUUAUUUCUGAAAAGAAAUAUAAAGAGUCAAUUAAAGAAUUUGAAAAAGAAGUUUAACGACUUAAAGAGGAAAUUAUAAAAUAAGAAAAUAAUACUUCAAAAGAGAUUGAAUCUUAAAUUGAUUAAACAUAAAAAUUAAAAUAAGAAAAUAAAUAACUUGAACAAACUAUCAAAAAUUUAUAAAAUAAUGAAAAGAAACUAAAAUAAUUAGAAGAGUAAUAUAAAUAAAUAAGUGAAAUGACUCAAAAAAAAUUAGAUAAAAAAGAUCAAAUAAUUGAUGAAUUAUAGAAAUAAAUAAAAAAGUUGAAUGAAUAAAUAAAUAAAGUGAAAGAAGAAUAUGGUGUAGAAGAUUUUGGAGAAGAUGCUGAUGUUGAUAAUAAUAAAACAAAAAAGAAAUAUGAAAUGGAAGCAAAAAAAGAUAAAAAUGAAUAAAAAUCAUACAUAUAAUUGAAAAAAGAUGUUGAAAAAUUAACUUAAAAAGAAGUUGAGUAUAAUUAAACAAUAAAAAAAUAUGAAACAGAAAUUAAGAAAAAGGAUGAAUAAAUAAAGAAAUUGUUGGAGGACAUAUAAAAGAUAGAGAAAAAUAAUAAAGACAAAGAAUUUAUAGAAUAAAUAAAAAUACUUAAAUAAGAAAUAGACUAAAAAAAUGAAUAAAUUGUUAAAUUAUAAGAUUAAAUUCAAAAAUAAUAAAAAGAAAUAAAUAAUCUAAAAUAAAAAGACGAAAAAAAUAGUAAAGCUGAAUAAGAAUUAAAAAAGAAAGAAGAAGAAAUUUAAAAAUUAAAAGAAAAAAUUGAUAAAGAUUAAAAAGAAAACAAUGAAAAAAAGUAAAAUGAUAAAAACUAAAAUGAAAUAAUAAAAAAACUACAAGAAGAUAUAAAAAAAAAAGAAGAGGAAAAUAAAAAAUAUAAAGAUUAAACAAAUGAAAAUAAUAAAUUAAAAGAUUAGAUAUAAAAGUUAGAAAAAGAGAAACCUCUAACAGAUGAUAAAAUAAAAAAAUUGGAAGAUAAAAUAAAAGAACUUCAAAAAUAAAUUAAUGAUUAAAAACAAAAGACUCCUACCAAAAAUAAAGAAGAACCUUAACCUUAAAGUAAUGAAAAAGAGUAUUAUAUAAAAUUAGAGAAGUAAAUAUAUGAACUUAAAAUACAUAUAAUAUAUUUAGAAAAUUUAUUAAAGAAAUAUGGAUGUGAUCCAAAUUAAUUAAAACCUGGAAAUCCAGAAAAUGACUCAAAAAAUGAAAUACACAUACACGAUGAUAAUCAAGGUGAUUAUCAUCCUGAUUUGUAAAAAGUCAAUGUUAUUAAUGUAAUAGAUUAAUUUAUUUUAUUAGAUAAGAAGAUUGAUGGCAGAGUAUAAAUAUGAAAAAGAUAAAUAUGAAAAUAAAGUAGUUUAAUACACUGAUGAACUUAUAAAAUAAAAUAAUUUAGAAAAAGAUGCUGAAGAGAAGAUAAAAGGCCUUGAAGAAGAUCAAUUUGUAUAUCAUGAUCCUGAUGAAGACAACCCACAAUGUUAUAUAUUUAAAAAUGAUGGAGGAUCAAAUAAAAAAAAUAAAUGAAUUUUUAAUAUUCAAUAAUAU